GUUCCGAAGACACCACGCAGGAGGCCCGGCUGAGGCUCAUCCUGGCGGGGAAGACGGGGGCCGGGAAGAGCGCCACGGGGAACAGCAUCCUGGGCCAGAAGCGCUUCCUCUCCAAGCUGGGCGCCACCUCGGUGACCAGAGCCUGCGAGGUGGGGAGCUGCAGGUGGGGCCGGUGGCGCGUGGAAGUCCUGGACACGCCGGACCUUUUCGGCUCCCAAGUCCACAGGACAGACCCGCGGUUCGAGGAGCGGACCAGCUGCUACCUGCUGUCGGCGCCCGGGCCCCACGCGCUGCUGCUGGUGACCCAGCUGGGCCGCUUCACGGCGCAGGACCAGCAGGCCGUGAGCGCGCUCAAGGCGCUGUUCGGCGACAGCGUGGUGGCGCGCACCGUCGUGCUCUUCACGCGCAAGGAGGACCUGGCGGGCGCCUCGCUGCAGGGCUACGUGCGCGACACCGACAACCGCGCGCUGCAGGCGCUGGUGGCCGAGUGCGGGGGCCGCGUGUGCGCCUUCGACAACCGGGCGGCGGGCGCGGAGCGGGAGGCGCAGGUGCAGGAGCUGCGGGCGCUGGUGGAGCGCCUGCUGCGGGACCACGACGGCGCCCCCUACUCCAACGAC
Pteropus alecto (black flying fox) is the source of this 617-nucleotide messenger RNA. RefSeq names its product GTPase, IMAP family member 1 (gene GIMAP1). Gene Ontology annotation, cellular component: endoplasmic reticulum. Gene Ontology annotation, molecular function: GTP binding. NCBI's taxonomy places the organism in Eukaryota, Metazoa, Chordata, Mammalia, Chiroptera, Pteropodidae. The record is from RefSeq and is a predicted model, not a curated record. The transcript has a single exon. The annotation marks the transcript as partial.